Molecule: messenger RNA, 1496 nt
Organism: Hevea brasiliensis (rubber tree)
Lineage: Eukaryota; Viridiplantae; Streptophyta; Magnoliopsida; Malpighiales; Euphorbiaceae
Product: 2-dehydro-3-deoxyphosphooctonate aldolase
Exons: 16
Coding region: 305-1174 (289 amino acids)
Biological process (GO): monosaccharide biosynthetic process
Cellular component (GO): cytosol; cytoplasm
Molecular function (GO): 3-deoxy-8-phosphooctulonate synthase activity
Source: RefSeq, a predicted model, not a curated record
CUCAAACUCCGGGCGACGGCGACAGUUUGAAUUCCUGGCGGUUUAAGGUGCCACUCUGUCACUCUCCUUUCAAUUUAAUUAUAAACGCUUUGUUGAGGCUUUGAGCUUGUGCAUUUGGGGAUUUCUCAUCUCUCUCGUCAUUGAGUCGAUCUUACCCAAAUUUAGAGGUUCAUCUAAUACCAAAACGCCAUAUAUUGAUUUGGGCAGUAGUUGCAUUUUGGCAGCAGUUAAGUGUCAAAAGGAAACUGGAUCUGAUUCAGAAAAGAAGUUGCACAAAUCUUUGGCUUUUGGCUAACUGGAGGAGAUGGAUUCAACAUUGCUAUUUAACAAUCUUAAGGCAGCGGAGCCAUUUUUCUUAUUAGCAGGCCCCAAUGUGAUUGAAUCUGAGGAACACAUUCUCAGAAUGGCCAACCACCUUAAGACUAUUACAUCAAAACUUGGAUUGCCAUUGGUUUUUAAGUCAAGCUUUGACAAAGCUAACAGAACAUCUUCAAAGUCAUUUCGAGGUCCAGGCAUGAGUGAAGGCUUGAAGAUUCUUGAAAAGGUCAAAAUAGCAUAUGAUAUUCCCAUUGUUACUGAUGUGCAUGAAACUAUUCAGUGUGAACCAGUUGGCAGAGUUGCAGAUAUCAUACAGAUUCCAGCAUUUUUAUGUCGUCAGACAGAUCUCCUAGUUGCAGCUGCAAAGACAGGGAAAAUUAUCAAUAUUAAAAAAGGCCAGUUCUGUGCUCCUUCUGUCAUGAUAAACUCAGCUGAGAAGGUUAGAUUGGCUGGAAAUUCAAAUGUGAUGGUUUGUGAACGAGGAACUAUGUUUGGCUAUAAUGAUUUGAUCGUUGAUCCCCGUAAUUUGGAGUGGAUGAGGGAAGCCAACUGUCCUGUUGUAGCUGAUGUGACACAUUCACUACAACAGCCUGCUGGGAGAAAGUUGGAUGGUGGAGGUGUUGCUAGUGGAGGUCUCCGUGAAUUAAUACCUUGCAUUGCAAGGACAUCAGUCGCUGUUGGGGUGGAUGGUAUUUUCAUGGAGGUUCAUGAUGAUCCUUUGAAUGCCCCUGUGGAUGGUCCAACACAAUGGCCUCUACGACAUUUAGAGGAACUGCUAGAAGAACUCAUGGCAAUAGCUAGGGUAAGUAAGGGGAAGAGACGCAUGGAGAUUGAUCUCACACCCUUUAGUGAUUAGAAAAGCUUGAAGGCCUCUUUCAAGGAAUGAUGGCUCGCUUCUCAUUUUGGUUGACUGUUUGAUUCUUCCUUACUUUCCUUUGGUUGAUUAUUUGGGCUAAUUCUUCCUCACAAGUCGCACCUCGCCUCGCUGUGCUCCAUGCCUCGUCUCUGUUGUUAGUCAUCCGUCAAAGCGUCAACUUUGUGCUUCUUCGGUUACAUUGCAUGUUGGUUUUGAAAAUUUGACAACGUUGAUGGUUAAUUUCUUUGUUGAUUGUACUAUGCCUCUUUGCAUAUUGGAUCUAAUUUCUUAUUGUUUAUUUUAUUGAUUGUUUAAUUGUUUA